This is a messenger RNA of Trichoderma atroviride IMI 206040, 935 nucleotides long. RefSeq lists its product as uncharacterized. Gene Ontology annotation, biological process: cellular response to oxidative stress. Lineage: Eukaryota; Fungi; Ascomycota; Sordariomycetes; Hypocreales; Hypocreaceae. Gene Ontology annotation, molecular function: oxidoreductase activity. The record is from RefSeq and is a predicted model, not a curated record.
CAGAGGAGGUUGUAAUAAAUUAGCCAAAAGGCAAAACUAGAGACUUUGUAUAUAUUGUGCUGCAGCCGCUUUCCAAAGUCGUCCAUCAAUCAGAUUUCGCAUUACAUUCAGAUACAUCCUUCAUAGCAACUUGCAUCUUUUCAUAGCCACUUUAACAUCCAAUCGCCGAUAUGUCUUCCACCGUGUCCGCUGAUCAAUUCCUCGCUGCCGCCAAGUACCGCCGCACCGUCUACGGCCUCAAAGGUACCUCUGCUGUCUCUGAUAAGCGAGUUGAGCAAAUCGUCGGAGAGGUUCUCUCUUUCUCGCCCUCUUCAUACAACACCCAGCCAGUUCGCGUUACCAUUGUGACUGGCGAGAAGCACAAGCAGCUGUGGGACACCAUCAUCAAGACAGCCGAGCCCAUCCUGAAGGGCGCCGGCGAGGCAGUAUGGACGGCCAUGAGCGGUAUCUUUGAGUCGCACAAGGCAUCAUAUGGAUCGGUUGUUUUCUGGGAGAGUGGUGACAGCAUCAAGGCAGCAGGAGAGACACACAAGUCGGGCGCACACAUGUUCGGCCAAUUUGCGGAGCACUCGACCGGUAUGGCUCAGCUCCUCGUCUGGACCGCUCUUGAGCUGGAAGGAUUGGGUGCCAACCUCCAGCACUUGCAAGCCAUUCCUCCUGUUGAGGCAGAGAUCAAGAAGUUCCUCCAGGUGCCCGCCGACUACUCACUGAAGGCCCACUUGAACUAUGGUGAUGAGCCCGGCCCCCACAGCACCACCGUCCCUGAGAAGCUUCCCCUCAGCGAGACCCUGAAGAUUGUCAACUAAAUACAUGUCUGCGAGCUACAUAUUCUCAGCGCGUCUUAGAACUAUAGAUUGCGGAUGAGUUCAAAAGUAUAGAGAGCUGCUUUAGCGUUACUUUCGAAAUUGAAAUGAAAAUUUACAUAUGAUAUGCAA